AAAUACACAAUCUGUAAAAUAGUACACACGUACAUAAAAUGCAUGAUCAAAAAGGCAUAAUGUGGCAUCCACGUGAGGUUAUUUAUAAACAGGUAAAUGUUGCCGUUCACAUGCAGUGGCCUGCGCUUAAAUGACCCUCGCGACGGGGCAACACGGACCCCGCCGUCGUGACAGAACAAAACCAAAAAUACACCUCACAUAUCUGCUUAUCAACCCACCAGCUGUUUAUUUAUCAGUCUAGCAAUACUAAAGCCACAUCUAAGGGACAACACGUGACAGAAGCCCUUUAAUCGUACGAUUAGCGAUUCAGUUUCGGUCCCCAUUGUAGUUAGCCAGGAUUGAGUCCACUGACCCGGCAUGGGGGACAUGAAAACCCCCGAUUUCGAUGACCUGUUGGCAGCAUUUGACAUUCCUGACAUUGAUGCCAAAGAGGCUAUCCAGUCCGCCCCGGAUGAGGUGGAGGGGCAUCAAGGAGCAGGCGGAGGAUCGCUCAUAAAGCCUGGUGAUGCUUCAGUAGGUGGAAGUUCAGCCUUAAGAUCGCCCAGCCCAUCCACGGAUUCUCAGAGCGACCCAUCUAUUGUGAGCGUGAUUGUGAAGAACCGUGUUCACCCUGAACCCUUUGAUGGUAGCGACAGCUCGGAACCAGAUCCACUAAACCAUAAUGGAUUUGUGUCGUCCAGUGGGUCAGUGCAUGUGUCUCAGUCCCGGUGCCAGCCGAAUGGGGAGCAGUGGCCCAUAUGCAGCUCAAAGGCGACUCCAGAGACUGCAGGAGCUCUUGGAUCUUCCAGCACUUCCAAACAGGGCAGCAACAUCUUCAAUAAGCUGAAACCCUUGAUGGCACAAGGUCCUGGAGACUCCGUUGGAAGGGCCAGGAAAAUGCAGCUUCUGCAACAGCAACAUAUGCAGCAGGAGAUGAACCUAGAAGGUGCGGACAAGGCAAAAGCCCCUGCAAUACCUAGCGGGACAAGUGGAGCUGCAUCUCCUUUCUUUCCCCCACCUAAACCACUUCUUUCCACUCCCUCCACAGCUUCGUCCUCCUCACCGUCAUCAACCUCUCCCUCAGUUGGAUCCCGUGUUUCUGGGGCCGUGGCAUCAUCUCCGCUUGCUACAUCUCUAACGGAGCCGUUUAAUGGAUCACCACGUCUUAGUUCGUCAGCUUUUAGACGUGUAGAUUCAGAUGAGGAGGAUUCAGAUCCUGAAUCUGGAGGAUCUCUGGUCAUCCACGAGAGUCAGGACUCUCCCACUCCACCGAAACUAUCACGUCGACUGAGGUCACCUCCAGCAAAUUCACAGUCUCCUUCUCUCCCUCCUUCGACGUCCAUAUCGCCCAGCACUUACCCCAAACCAGAUGACAUUCCCUUGGCGUCACCUGCUUCACCUCGAGCGCAACAGAACUGGCUUUCCGCACCAGUCCAAACAGGAACCGGAAAGAGUUUACCCCAAGAAGAGCGAAACCCAGAGCAUGUGAUAGAAGAACGAGACUCACCGGAGAGCCCUGAGCCUGAGAUCCCCAAGUCUUCCAUGCCAACAUCUGCAGUUACCAAAAGAUCAUGCAGCCCAGCGGUUGCCUCUUCAUCACCAUCCUUUUCCCCUCGAGAACCUAAGGAGGAAGAAGAGGAGAUGGAGGUAGACAAAGGAUCAGCGGAGAAUGGACAAGAUGCGGCUAAUACAGAUGGUAAGGAUGGCGGGAAAAGGGAUGGAGAGAAAAUGGAGGUAGAUGCUGCACAAUCCCUUCCAACAGACGCCGGAUCACCGAGCAGUGGUGGCAAAGCUGUAUCUGGUGGAAAUGCUCCUUCCAGACCUCUUAAAGUCCGUAUCAAGACCAUUAAGACGUCUACAGGAGGUAUCACACGCACGGUUACCCGAGUAGCAGGUAAAGGAGGCACUGCCAAUGCAGACAAAGAUGCAAGUAAAGCCCAAACAGGAAGUCGAGCUGGUCCCGCGAAAGGCACCAAAAAAAAUGACGCUCAAGUGGUAAAAUGCUCAACCCUACCAGUAUCCACUCUAGAAGCCAGUAGUGCCAUGCUAGCAGCAGCCAGCAAGGUCCAAAACAAAAUGGCCAUGCAAUCCGAUAAAAUGAAAGUCUCUGCCACAGCGGUGAGCAUCACAAAAGCCACCACUUUACCAGUCGCACCAGCCGUCGGCGGGAUAAGCGUGCGCCCUACGGUCGGUAAAACAGCCAAUGGAGGUACCGUGCCGUGUAAACCAGCAUCUAUCGUCAACAGCACUGGUGCUGUUAUUUCCCGUAGCCAGUCUAGCCUGGUUGAGGCUUUCAACAAGAUUCUGAACAGCAAGAACCUGCUGCCCAGCUACCGUCCGGAUCUCUCGACCCCGCCGCCCCCUCAAUGGGGUCUUCCUAUGCCUGCUACUGGCUACCGCUGCUUGGAGUGCGGAGAUGCUUUUGCUUUGGAGCGUAGCCUGGCGCGACACUAUGACCGGCGCUCUUUGAGAAUAGAGGUGACGUGUAAUCACUGCGCGAAGCGGCUGGCUUUCUUCAACAAAUGCAGCCUGCUGUUACAUGCUCGGGAGCACAAGGAGCGAGGCCUGGUCAUGCAGUGCUCACAUUUGGUUAUGAGACCAGUUACAGUGGAGCAGAUGAUUGGCCAGCAAGAUACUACUCCCAUUGGUAUGCUUUCUCCGUCACUGUCCUCUCCACCUCUGUCAUCCUCCACAACCCAGACGGGGACGACUCCUGUACCGUCCACUUCCAGUCCACUGAAGGACUCCCCUUCUCCAGGCACGGCUUCAACCCAGCCCAGCCCUGCACGCCGUGGACCCCAGAGUCCCCAGGCCCUGAUGCCGCUGCCCUGCAAGAAAGGCGAGGCCCUGCAAUACCACAACUUCAAGUGUCCUGAAUGUCAAACCCAGUUUUCAAGCAAGGCUGAAUUAGUGACUCAUUUCCAGCAAAUCAGAGCUACUCCUAAUUCGACUUGUAUGCUUUGCUCUCCCCCCAUGAUGCUGCCUAACUGGUGCAGUGUUUCAGCCCAUCAGCGGAUCCAUAAGCACCGCGCACCCCAUGUGUGUCCAGAGUGUGGUGGCACUGCUCGUCAGGCCAUGUUUCAAACCCAUCUGGAAGAGUCUUGCCUGCACUUUGCCAGACGCAUUGGCUACAGGUGCUCCAGUUGUCAGGUUGUGUUCGGAGGUUUGAACUCCAUAAAGUCCCACAUACAAACAGCUCACUGUGAGGUAUUUCAUAAGUGCCCCAACUGCCCGAUGGCCUUCAAAUCUGCCCAGAGCGCCCAGGGGCACAUCACUUCCCAGCAUCCUGCCCUCACAGCUGCACAGGCUAAGAUGAUCUACAAGUGUGUCAUGUGUGACACAGUGUUCACCCAGAAACCUUUGCUCUACAUGCAUUUUGACACUCACCUGGCCAAACAGAAGGUGCAUGUGUUCAAAUGUCCAGACUGCACUAAACUUUAUGCCCAGAAAGGGUCCAUGAUGGAACAUAUCAAGACUGCUCAUAGAGGCCUGACCGUCAAAGCAGAGACUCCGCCCACCACCUCAUCUCCGGUCUCAGCUCCUGCCAGCAACUCCACCUCUAAACCCAAACCCACUGAAAACAAUUCAGAUGAGUUGAGCCAGGGACAGGGGGAGGAGGAGGACGAGGGGGAAGAGGAGGAGGGAGAGCAUGAAGGGGAAGAGAGAGACGAGGGAGAAGAGGAGGAGAAUGAGGAGGAAGACCAGGCGAGCUCUCCAGAAAACGGCAGUAUGGAGUGGAGGUGCAAGGAGUGCAAGAAACGCUAUGCUGAGAGAGAGGACUACAUCGACCACAUGAAGAACGACCACGGCACGUUAAUGAAGAAGUUCCCCUGCAGAUUGUGUGAACGUUCCUUCAGUUCAGCCAACAGCCUUCGUCGACAUGUCCGAAUAAUACAUGAAGGUGUCAAGAGAGUCUUCCGCUGCCCGCACUGCUCAGAGGGCAAACGUACGUUCAGUAGUCGUCUGAUUUUGGAGAAGCACAUUCGGGUCAGACAUGGCAUAAGAGCUCGACAAACAACAGACAGACCGAAUGCUCCAAACACCAGAAAGCGUUCGCUUCCGGGUGACGGGGCAGGCAGCUCGUCUGAGCUUGACAACGAGGGCGGAGCUCCACCAGUAGGGGGCGCCGCAGAUACUGAUGACGUCGCAGGAGAGGACGCCAAAAGAACUCGAGCGUCUGAGAACCGGCUGCUCGAGCAGGAGGAAGACGACGGCACAUUCCGCUGCACACCCUGCGGCUUCACCACACAGGAUUGGGAAGAGUUCCAGCGCCACAUUCCCGUCCACUGUGACGCCGAGAGCGCGCCGCAGCAGUGCCUGCAGUGCGGCGCCUGCUUCGCCUCGGCCGGCUCCCUCAGCCGACACAAAUUCAUCACGCACCGUUUACGCCAAGGUCAGCAUGACAAUCGUGGCGGAAAUGCAUCACCUGGUGCAUCGUCGCAGGACGGCUCUCCGUCCUCACCUAAAGCGGGCGAGGAAGGGGAAGGGGGGGUCAGCUGCAGGGUGUGUGGCCGGCGCUUUGACAAGGCUUCGGACCUUAACACUCACUUCCGCACACAUGGCAUGGCCUUCAUCACGGCACACAAGACUGACAAGCCCUUGUAGAACGAGUGAGACAGGACAAGACAAGGACAAACCGUUACAAAAUGGGUCACAGAUUUGGACUGUCCAAGACGAGUUUAAGAUUAAUACAUAUUAUUUGGAAAACUGAACCUGUCAUUAUGAUUGUAACGUGAUCUGUCUUCCAAAAUGCAAAGGUAAUAAAGUUGUUUCCCCCUUUCCUCCCUGUUUGCAACAUCCAAAGUCUUUUAAUUUACACAAGGUCAAAUUGUAUCUGCUCGAAAACUACUUUACAUCGAGCUGUUUUGCGUCAAUCCACAAAAAGCAUGUAAGCAAAAAGGGUGCUAGUCAAGAUUUUUUUUUUAAAUAAAGGAAAACACUGACUUUUAAAUGUAACAAUAUUGUACAGACAUUGUAGUACUGAUAUUUAUUUAUAUUGAAGCAUUCAUCAGUCUUUUGAUAAUCAUUGGACUUUGAGGUGAAAAAGUUUCAUUUGUGCAAGGAGAAAUACAGCAGACGUUUAUGAGGUCAAAGAUGGAUUGUAAAGUUUAAAUAGUCAAAAAAGGUCAAUAUAAGUUAACAUGGAUACAUUUCAGUCAUAGAUGCACUUGAGCACAUUUUAAAUGUGUAUAAAUGCAUUACAUCAGUUUGAUAUGGUUGUUGCAUUUGGAAAUGUGAAUAAGUUUUUGUAUUUUUUUUCUCCUUAGCUUAAAGUCGAUAUUGAAAUACUACUAGUGAAAGUUUGCGUUCGGAGCCUGGUGUAAUUUUUACAACUUCGUCUGAAUCAGAAAUCGGCAUUGAGUUUGAAGGAUUGCUUGUCUGUUUUAUGAUGAAUUAUGUACAAAUAUGAAUGUUGUUUGUGUUUUUUUUUUUUCUUUGAUAAGAGUCUUUUCUAUCAGAAAGUUCUGUACUCAUCAAAAACCACAUUUACAUUUACAUAAAAGUAAUAUUAUGAUCGUGUGAAUCAUCUGUGUGAGUGUGACUUCGUAUUCCUCCAGUGAUAUAUGUAUAUGUCCCACACAUAGUCUAUAGACAGCCAUCUUAUUCUGUGAUGACUUGCCUGUUUCACUGCCGUACAUCUGUGUCAGUUAUCUUGCCCUUCUUUAUAAAUAAAACAGUAAAUUGGUACGGUA
Molecule: messenger RNA, 5672 nt
Organism: Cyprinus carpio (common carp)
Lineage: Eukaryota; Metazoa; Chordata; Actinopteri; Cypriniformes; Cyprinidae
Product: zinc finger protein 687b-like
Source: RefSeq, a predicted model, not a curated record